AUGCAUCUAAUCCUUCAUCCAAAGACUCUCAUCCUGCUGCUAGCUGUGCUGGUCACAAUUGUAUGCAUCUCGAUCAGGCGCUUCCUCGCCCGGCGCCAGUUCGCACGCCAGCACGGUUGCCAGCCAGUAGCAAGGUCCCUCAACAAGGAUCCCUUCCUAGGCCUCGAUACUAUCCCCGAGACUCUCCGCGCGGCAAGUCAGCACCGAAUCCUCGAAAGGAGUGUCGAGCUCUUCCGUCUCUACGGCAACACCUUUACCGUAAAGGAACUACACAAAUAUGCCAUCCUGACCAUAGAGCCGGAGAACAUCAAAACAAUCCUAUCAUUGAACUUCAAAGAUUACGGCCUCAGCCAUCGGCUUCAACCGUUCAAGCCACUCCUAGGCGAAGGCAUCUUCGACACCGAUGGCGCACACUGGGCUUCGUCGCGGGCCUUGAUCCGGCCCAGCUUUACUCGCGGCCAAGUAGCCGACUUGACGGCGCUGGAGGACUUGAUGCAGGACCUCUUCGCGUUGCUUCCACGGGAUGGGCAGACGGUCGUGGACCUGCAGGAGCUGUUCUUCCGGUACACGAUCGAUUCCGCGACCGAGUUCCUGUUCGGGCAGUCAGUCGGGACGUUGAGGAAGACUCCGUCGGAGCUGGGCUUUGCGCAGGCUUUUCAUUACGCCCAGAAGGCGAUCAUCACGCGAGGCAUGCUGGGCCCGCUGGCCGUAUUCUAUCGCGAUCGAAAGGCAGACGAGUGCAAUCGCGUCUGCAGGGCGUUUGUCCAGCGGUUCGUCGACGACGCAUUCCGCGCGGCCGAGAACAAUGGAGAGAAGACGCCGGAUGGGACGAAGCGCCAGAAACGGAUUUUCUCGCAUGAACUGGCCGCGCGGACAUCCGAUAAGCGUCGCGUUCUGGAUGAGCUGAUGAACGUGUUGGUAGCCGGUCGUGAUACGACGGCCAGUCUACUCGGCAAUCUGUUCUUCGUGCUGGCGAAGAAGCCAGAGAUUUGGGAGAAGUUGCGCGCUGAAGUAGCUUGCUUACAGGGCCGGACCCCAACUUAUGACGAGCUCCGCAGCCUGCGAUAUGUCCAGUGCUGUGUAAAUGAAUCACUCCGUCUACACCCUGUUGUCCCGCGCAACGAACGCCAGGCAGUCCGCGAUACCGUCCUCCCACUCGGAGGAGGCAGUGAUGGUCUCUCGCCUGUCUUCGUGCCCAAGGGCACGAUAGUGUCCUACAACGUGUACGUGAUGCAUCGGCGGCCGGGCUUGUACGGCCCAGACGCGGAGGAAUUCCGUCCUGAGCGCUGGGAGGAUGGAAAACUGCAGCCGCGCUGGGGUUAUCUGCCGUUCAAUGGCGGCCCGCGCAUCUGCAUUGGGCAGCGAUAUGCCUUGACCGAAGUCAGCUAUGUUCUUGUUCGGAUGGCGCAGGAGUUCCGAGUCCUAGAGAGUCGGGAUCCGGGACCGUGGGAGGAGUCGCUAGCUUUGACGCUGUGCUCCCGGAACGGGACGAGGGUGUGUCUUGUUUCUGGUUGA
Molecule: messenger RNA, 1515 nt
Organism: Aspergillus fumigatus Af293
Lineage: Eukaryota; Fungi; Ascomycota; Eurotiomycetes; Eurotiales; Aspergillaceae
Product: putative cytochrome P450 alkane hydroxylase
Exons: 2
Coding region: 1-1515 (504 amino acids)
Molecular function (GO): heme binding; iron ion binding; oxidoreductase activity, acting on paired donors, with incorporation or reduction of molecular oxygen, reduced flavin or flavoprotein as one donor, and incorporation of one atom of oxygen
Source: RefSeq, a predicted model, not a curated record